AUCUCACAUAUUGUUACUGUAUCGCGUUUAGUUCGUUUUAGUUUUUUUGACGCGCACUGAAGUGUUUUAUAACCAAAAUUUGGACAGGUUUUUUUUUCAAUCAGUGUUGUUAUGGGUUGCUACUCUAUUGGAUGUAAUAUAGGAAAAGGCGGGCCAUGCCCCCUCUACACAGCCAACCAAUUGGGUGGCACGCAGGAAAAGGAGGCUCUGGAGAGCCACAGUGCCAAUGAACGCGCUGAAAUGUUUGCUUGUCGUUCAAGGUAUUGAUCUCCGCCCCAAGAAUGUGCUGCAGAAGAUGGGACUCUGAUAUUCUGUCACAAGGUUUACCAUUCGCUCCGCGCUUUACGUAUUGUCAAAUGAGACUUUAGAUACGUCUUUAGCACAGGCUGGUUACAAGAAAUAUUUCUACUCUUCUCCCAGACCGUGGCGAUCAUCGCUCGCAACCAUAGGUCCACGCAUUAGCUCGCCGCUUUACGCAUCAUACAGAAUGGCUGGUAAGGUGGGUACACGAGAAUGUCAUAAAAUUCGGGGUGCUCAACUUCGAGACCUUCUGGACUCCAAGCACAACAUCUUGUUUGACUGCGACGGCGUCAUUUGGAAUGGGGAAACAGUCGUGACUGGUGCGCCUGAAGUAGUCACACUGCUGAAGCAGUUGGGCAAAAAGGUCUUUUUCGUCACCAAUAAUUGCACCAGGCCGAGAGAGAACUACGUUCAGAAGUUUGCCCGAUUGGGCUUCACCGACGUGGCCGAGGAGGAGAUCUUCAGCUCGGCGUAUUGCUCUGCAGCUUACUUGAGGGACGUAGCCAAGGUACAAGGCAAAGUGUAUGUCAUCGGUUGUCACGGCGUGCACAAGGAGCUGCAAGACGCCGGGGUACCCGUCGUGGAAGAUGUAAGUGACGGACCUGACGUCAGUAUUUACAACUUUCCCCUGGAGCCAAACGUCAAGGCAGUCCUCGUUGGCUACGACGAAAAGUUUACUUUCAUGAAACUGGCCAAAGCCUGCUGUUAUCUAAAGGACAGCGACUGUAUCUUCCUCGCCACCGACCCUGACCCAUGGCACCCGCUCCGAGGGGGCAGGAUCACACCAGGUUCGGGCAGCCUGACGGCGGCGUUGGAGACGGCGAGCGGCCGCAAGGCCACGGUGAUCGGCAAGCCCAGCCGCUUCAUGUACGAGUGCAUCAGCAGCCAGUUCGCGCUGGACCCGGCGUGCUCGCUCAUGAUCGGCGACCGGCUGGAGACCGACAUCCUGUUCGGCGCCAACUGCGGCCUGGACACCAUGCUGACGCUGACCGGGGUCUCCACGCUGGAGGAGGCGCUGGAGUACCGCGACGCCCCCGCCGACUCUGAGAAGAAGGACUAUGUGCCGGACUACGUGGUGGACACCGUCGGGGACUUCAUCCAGGCCCUGGAGGACUAAAGGAGGAACAUUCUCUUCCUUCCCCCUCUCUCUCCACUACUACCCCUCUCCAACCACUCCCCCACCACCCUGGGAGGAGGAACAUGUCUG
Engraulis encrasicolus (European anchovy) is the source of this 1507-nucleotide messenger RNA. RefSeq names its product pyridoxal (pyridoxine, vitamin B6) phosphatase (gene pdxp). NCBI's taxonomy places the organism in Eukaryota, Metazoa, Chordata, Actinopteri, Clupeiformes, Engraulidae. The coding region runs from base 488 to 1417 and encodes 309 amino acids. Gene Ontology annotation, molecular function: phosphatase activity. The record is from RefSeq and is a predicted model, not a curated record. The transcript has 2 exons.